AUGACUAUGAUGAGUCCUCAGCAGAUGCAGCAGCUUCUGUCCGCGGGUCAGCUCCAGGUUCUGCUCCAACAACAGCAGCACGCUAUCCUGCUCCAGCAGGCUGUAGUCCCCACCUGCUUUAAGGAGACUACCAUCAUCCCAGUGCCUAAGAAAAACAAGGUGACAUGCCCAAAUGACUAUCGCCCCACCUCGCUCACCUCGGUCAUCAUGAAAUGCUUUGAGAGGCUGGUCAUGGCCCACAUCAAGCUCUCUAGGCAGCAGCUAGUGUUCCAGCAGCUCCUCCAGCAGGAGCUGUUCAAAGUGCAGAGACCAGGCCUGGCCUCCCACACCUUGUUUCCAGCUGGCUUGAGUACUAUUGAGCUCCAGCAGAUAUGGAAGGAGCUAACCAACACCACAAUGGAAGAUAAAAGCACAAAGGCUAGCUGUCCAGACCGUGUCAUCACCACCACCAGCACUCCGUCCCCUACUGAACCCGUAACUACAGCCAAAGCAUCAAUGUCAAACACCCACAACUUCCCUACCAACGGCCAAUCUCUUAGUUCCAGCCCAAGAGAAGGCUUGCUGAAUGUGGAUCAAACAAUCACACACUCACUCUAUGGAUAUGGUGUGUGUAUUUGGCCAGGCUGUGAGACUGUUUGUGAAAACAUCAGCCAGUUUAUCAAGCACCUAAGUAUUGAGCACAUUCUGGAUGAAAGGAGCACAGCCCAGUGCAGAGUCCAGAUGCAGGUGGUGCAGCAGUUAGACCUCCAGCUCUCUAAAGAACGGGAGCGUCUCCAAGUUAUGAUGGCCCACUUACACCUGCCACCUUUGGAACCACAGUCCCCUUCCAAACCUUUGAGUUCUGGGUCCAGUGUCACCAUGUCCAAGAGCCUGCCACCACUGUCCCCUCAAGAUGACCCUCAGAUGUCCCCAACGGCCCCUGUCACUUCCCCAUCCUCACCCCGGGGGCCUGCAGGACUCUGCCCCACAAGUGUGGGGGCAAUGCGAAGACACCACUCAGACAAGCACACCUCUCUUUGCUCUCUGUCUUCAGAAUUUAGCCCAAAUCAUGAGAUGUACAGAAAUGCAGAUAUCAGGCCACCUUUUACCUAUGCUACUCUGAUAAGACAGGCUAUAAUGGAUGCAUCAGACAUGCAGUUAACACUUAAUGAGAUAUACAGCUGGUUUACACAGACCUUUGCCUACUUCAGACGCAAUGCUGCAGUGUGGAAGAAUGCAGUCCGCCACAACCUGAGCCUGCACAAGUGUUUUGUGCGUGUGGAAAAUGUGAAGGGGGCCGUGUGGACAGUGGACGAGGUGGAGUACCAGAGAAGGAGGUCUCAGAAGAUCACAAGAAGCCCAACGCUAGGGAAGAACCUUCUCUCCAGCCUUGCUUAUUGGACUGCUCUUAAUACCAGUUUACAAAUCUCCAGACACUCGGUGGGCUCGCAGCAGGACUCGAACAGGAUCUGGUGGCAGUGGGUGUGGCAGUGUAGGUCCUCACACGGGUGCCUCCUGGAGGGCGGCACAGCAGCGGGAACAGCAGCAGAAGCAGGAGGAGCAGAAGGUGUGGAAGCAGGAGGAGCAGGCCUCCAACAGGCCCAGGAUCAGUGUAGAGCACUGGCAGGACAGACAGGCCAGUACCAGGGGCAGGCAGCAGCGAGGUAG
Molecule: messenger RNA, 1647 nt
Organism: Salmo salar (Atlantic salmon)
Lineage: Eukaryota; Metazoa; Chordata; Actinopteri; Salmoniformes; Salmonidae
Source: RefSeq, a predicted model, not a curated record